This is a messenger RNA of Lachancea fermentati, 1335 nucleotides long. NCBI's taxonomy places the organism in Eukaryota, Fungi, Ascomycota, Saccharomycetes, Saccharomycetales, Saccharomycetaceae. The record is from the annotation of a GenBank genome assembly.
AUGAAAGUAGGACUUCCAUCAGAAUUGAGCAUCGGAAAGCAACCGAGAAUGAGCGAUUCAUACGUAGAGACGCUUGGUCAGAUGAUUGAUCUGUUCCAAAAUUAUAAACCUGGGCUGAUAACUUUGGACAAUGUGACAAGGUUGUGCCAGACUCUCGGGCUCGAAUCUUUCAUAGACAUCCUUGACAAUGACAUUUCCAGACUGUCCACUGCGUCCAAAAUCAUAGUGAUAGACAUUGAUUACCAAAAGUCGAAGAGGAAAGUGAAAGAUGUCAAGCUGGUAUUGGCAAGCAAUUUUGAUAACUUCAAUUACUAUAACGAUGGGGACAAGAGCAACAUUCUGUUCAAUUCGCUUGAUGUUUUCCCUGAUCUACAUGCAUUUUACCAUAACCUGAAGUUUUUGACCUUACUAGACAACUAUUCCCAAAUAGAGGCCGAUUCGGAUGGCUCCAAUAAAAAUGGCAAAUUUGAUCUUUUCAAGUAUUUUACAGAAUUGUUCUCAUUUCUGUCGACCUAUCUCCAAGAUCGGCCUUUGAAGUUUAAUGUGAAGGCUAAUGUGGAUAAUCAGUUUGGAAUCUUUAUUUACCAUGAGCAAGUAUGUGUUGCGAAAGUGGUGUUGGAACAAUCCACGGACCCGGAGCAUCGGCUCUACGAGUACGCUUUUCAAAACGACGAAUGGAUAAAUGAAAAUUUGCAAAAUUUCACUUCAGGUGUUGCAUUAACGUUGGAAAUAGUGCCUGAAGUGUACUUCCCUCAAGAGCUCGUUGCUUCUGAACUACUUAUCGAACUGGACGCCGAUAGACCUUUUGCCAUUCAAAAUCACCACCAACGCAUUCAGCUCUUCAACGAUUUUACUUCGGAGCUCAUUCCAGCUAGAAAAUUCAACAUCAGCAAUGACAACCUUGAUCUUUUGUAUGAGAUCUUGAAAUGGGUAAACUGGUGGCAUCAAGUGUUUUUCCCUGUUCUCAGCACACUCAAAUGUCCGCAAACACAUCCCUCAGUUGAGUCAAAAAGAAGAUCGUCGUCUACUUCUACUUCCAAUAGUACGCUGCGGCGUGCUAGCUUUGCAAGAAGACGCAGAUCAUCGGCAAAGGGUAGAAGACCCAGCAUAAAUGAAUCCAAGAUUUUGAAAGACGAAGGCAUGCAGCAAUUCACAUUGAAUGAAAUAAUGAACCAACCUGUUCUCGAUGAAAACGAUGAAGAUCUUCAAAAGGUGUACGAUCUGGUCAUAAAUGAGGAUUAUCUAUAUUUGCAAGAAGUUGGAAGUUGUGGCUUUCAUGGUGACCCUGCGCAGUGGGGAGUUUUUAAAUCGGAAUUUUCUUCUAGAUUUAUGUAA